This is a messenger RNA of Lathyrus sativus (Indian pea), 663 nucleotides long. The record is from the annotation of a GenBank genome assembly. NCBI's taxonomy places the organism in Eukaryota, Viridiplantae, Streptophyta, Magnoliopsida, Fabales, Fabaceae.
AUGAUGACCGCUAUUCUCCGAAGAGCAUCUUCAACACUCUCAAAGCGUGCCAUCCCCGCCGCCGAAGCACUUCUCUCCUCCACCGCUUCUGCCGAGCUCAGACAACUCACCGUCUUCCCAGCCAGGUCCUUCCACUCCAAAUCACAACCCUUGCUAUUUCGCGCCUCUUCGGCUUCUCGCGCUGGUUAUGCCGCUGAAGCUUUUCCAUUCGAGGAACAGUCUAAAGCGACCGGCGAUGAUGGUCUUGAGAUCGCGAAGCUCGGGAUUUCUCAGGAUAUUGUUUCUGCUUUGGAAAAGAAAGGAAUCACGAAGCUUUUCCCCAUUCAGAGGGCUGUGCUGGAGCCUGCUAUGCAAGGUCGUGAUAUGAUUGGUCGUGCUAGAACAGGAACUGGAAAAACUCUUGCUUUUGGGAUACCUAUCAUUGAUAAGAUCAUUCAGUUUAAUGCUAAACAUGGGCGAGGAAGGGAUCCUCUGGCUUUGGUUUUGGCUCCAACUAGAGAACUCAGCAAUAUUGACAGCAACAAUCCCAACACUCGCUGUCAACAACAACAAAAGCAAUACUCCCAUUGCAUCGUAUUUUCUGGCGCCACCAACACCACUCAUCUUCCCUUCUCGGCAACAACAGAACCAGAUUACAGUCCUACCUAUUCAAUAUGGCGGUAA